Molecule: messenger RNA, 3205 nt
Organism: Anopheles merus
Lineage: Eukaryota; Metazoa; Arthropoda; Insecta; Diptera; Culicidae
Exons: 4
Coding region: 475-2616 (713 amino acids)
Biological process (GO): double-strand break repair
Cellular component (GO): nucleus; site of double-strand break
Molecular function (GO): metal ion binding; ubiquitin-protein transferase activity; nucleosome binding
Source: RefSeq, a predicted model, not a curated record
GUCAAAUACCAUCUAACGUAAUGUCAACAAUAGAUGUCAACCGUGCACGGGCAUACAUGGUUUGGCAAAGAAAAAGUUGGUGUAUUUAUUGUAAUUUACUGAAAAUCUAGUGCCGGUUUGGCACCGACUACCAAGUACCGUCCGUGUCCGUGUUUGUCCGUGCCACUUGGGGUGCGAUUGUGUUCCAUUGCGUGCAGUGCUUGUGCCCGAUUUGCAUCGAGUUCCGGUCGCGCAAGGGAAGCGUACCAUGUAGAAGCAGGCGCUGUUUUGUUUACAGAUUAGCGUUUUCUGCGUGCGGUUGUUGGUUCCUACAGGCAAAAGGCAUAAUUGACGCUUAAUAUGUGGCCCGUGUCGUGUGCUGCGUCCUCAAUGUACAUUCUCUGCCGUUAACACAUUCCUUUACCACACACCCAGCCAUCCCAGCGUAGCUGCGAAACAGCAACACCGCAGCCAUCGCGUUGCGAGCAUUUGAUAAUGUUUUCAAAAGUCCUCAACUAUCCCGCGGCCAGCAGCACAACGAACGCUCACACACGCUUUGUGGCCGCUUCGUCGACCGCCGUAUCGUCCAGCGCAAGCACCAGUUCCUCCUCGUUCAACUAUGACAACCUGCGGCUGGACGAUAUCCUGUGUGCCGUCUGCCAGUCGGUGCUGAUCGAACCGGUGUUUCUGCCCUGCCAGCAUCUCUUCUGCCGCAGCUGCAUCCGGGAGACGAUCGAAACGAACAAACUGUGCUGUCCGUGCUGCCGGAAACGGUUCGGCACAUGGUAUCGCAAUGCUUCCCGUGCCAACGAACUCGUGCACGAACAGCUUUGGCGUGCGAUCCAAAGCCAGUUCCGUGAGCACUUGGACGAAGAUAACCCGUCAGCAGGCUCGUCGAAACGCUCGGCGACGCAUCAGACCAAACCAUUAUACACAGCCCCACCAACAUCCACCGUUCAGCUGGCCAAUCCGGGAGAAAUCGGAAAGGAGUACAAAGACGAGCUGAAGCGAUACCAGAAGGAAAUUUACGAAGAAAAGGCAAAAGAGCUGACCGCUUCGGAGCAGUAUAUAAUCAAUCUGUACAAACAGGAAGGUAUAAUCGAUCUGGCCGAUAACAGCAGCCACGUUUCCGUAUCGUCCGCGACCACUCCCGAUCUGCAUGACGGUGUUGGGGGUGGAAAAUGCUCCACCGUGGAUCACGCACCGGCCGGUUGCGGUUCGGUGGCGGGUCCAUCGACGGUACGCAGGCAGAUUCAGCCCAACCAGCUUACGACACUUAACGGAACCAAGCCAUCCGGUACAUUGAAUCACAACUCACCGUCUAGUGGAAGUGUAAUUUCAAUUUCCUCCACUUCGUCCGCCGCGUCCGGUGUGACCGCUUCAUCGUGUGCCACGUCGUCCGCCUCGGGACGCUACAGUUUGAUCAAAUCGGUCGCCCAGAAGGUUGGCCGGUCGGCAGAGAUCGUGAAGCAAAAAGUGCAAGACACAAUCCUGCAUCGGCUAACGGCAGGAAAGCUGCAACAGCACCAACGUUCGCUCAACGUAAUCGAUCUGAACAAAAGCGAGCUGUGCGUCAAACCGACGGCAGUCCACAAGCUGGAGCGUCGCGGCGUGGAAGGGGACGACGCUGAGGGAGGAGACGAUUCGGACAGCUUGAAAUCGGAACAGAACCACUUCAUACCGAUCGUGCAGUCGAUGCCGAAAAGCAGCUUCUCGUGCAAUACCUUUCGGCGUGUGCCAACCGUCCGACCUGUUCCAUCGCCGGCCAAGUACGAAUCGUCCCCGCAGAAGAGUCCCUACCAGCCGCUCAAGCACAACAGAUCGUCGUCAGCAUUUAAGGUUGUGAAACUAGAGCUUCUGUCCCCGUCGCCGGUCCCGUUCGCCGAGCCCGGGGAACAGUCGUCGGUUGUUGAUUCGAUAAAGAAGGAAGUCGUCCCGCGCAACACGCCACGAGCCCGGGGACGCCCACGUCGAAUCAAGUUUACACCCACCAGAACGCAGAAAACACCGCCAAAACCGGACGCUGGAGCAUCCGGCAGCAACGGUCGCACCAAGCGCACCGCGGCGAUUCGCCCGUCCACCAUAAAGGACAUCAUCGUGAGCGAUCAGCAGCGCCGCGAGCAGCAGAUCGAGAUGGAGCGACGCGACUUUGAGUAUGCGCAGAAACUGCAGCAAAAGCUGAACCGUGCGUGUGGGGUAAUGCAGGAGAUCCAGCGACAGCCCGGAACCAUGGCGAGAAGCACCGUCUAUUCGUUGCGUCGCAGGGGCUUAAACUACGGCAUCGCGGAGAGAGCGUGCGACACACGUGGCGGUAGCACCAAAAGCAACAAUGCCGUGUUAAACAACUCGGACGAUAAUACUCCCAGCUCGAGCAGCACAAAGAAGCAGCCGGCUUCGGGUCAGGCAACGCAGCGCAAACGUAAGGCCACCAGUAGCAGUGUGGAGAAUGACGUUCCUUCCAGCGUUUCGCCUCCCAAGCGAGUUGCGCCACAAGUGAAAACGCGACGGCAGACGCGACAGGUUCGAACAACCAUCGGCGGCAACGAUACCAGUCCGGAUGAGUUGCAGCAAGACUAUCCGGAAGAACCGCAACCGACUGUUCCGGUGCGUAAAUCAACGCGCAACAAGACUCGCUAGAGGCGAUGCGAUGCGCACAGCAACAGUACACCACACCGUUUGGUACAACUUCGACGUACGCAGGCACAUGUAACACUCAGCAAACUAUUAACCGCAGAAUGAAUCGUUGUUUCAGCAGGAUAUGAUGGGUCAAAACAGAAAAGCAGACGAAACUCUUGUUUGUUAUCGUUCCAGGACUGUUUUUUUUAGGUGCAAUCAAUCAAACACAGCACGGCAAACGAAUGCAAUCUUCAUAUUUAUCUCUACUUCAACCUAUCUUAUUAACUUUAUUGUAUAAAGAAACCCACAUAUGAGCGGAAUGAUAGCAAGCGGAACGGGAAAAUUGAAUGUCGAAUAUUUGUUUCUGAACUGUACAUGUAUCCUGCGCAGCAAAGUAAUACUCUUUUCGCGAAAGCUCUUCUUUUGUGUUGUACGUACAUGAAACGUGAUUUUUUUUUUUUUGGUCUAGCUUAAGCGAUGUAAUCCGUUAAGAAUGGUUUCCUUUCUUGCAAACAAUACUUACAAACGAUGCGCGAUGUGCGAUACUAUCGGCGAGUCCAUUGAUAAUAGUAAUCGCGAGAACAAAGAUUCAAACUCAACUCUACGCAAA